Messenger RNA from Striga hermonthica, 1677 nucleotides. NCBI's taxonomy places the organism in Eukaryota, Viridiplantae, Streptophyta, Magnoliopsida, Lamiales, Orobanchaceae. The record is from the annotation of a GenBank genome assembly.
AUGCCCCUUCCGGCGGUCCUGGAGCAUUCAUCAUCCGGUGUACUAUCCCUCCUAAGAGCCUGCAGGACCAUCGUUGAUCUCAACCAAGUCCAUGUCCACAUCCUUCGCAGAGGCUGCCAGCAGGAUCAUUUCCUGGUCGCCCAUUUCAUCUCGAUCUGCGCAGCGGCUCUGCCGACCAAUCUCUCAUACCCCACCGGCGUUUUCAAUUCCGUCACCCGCCCGAACAUAUACCUCUGGAACAUACUGCUAAAGGCCUACUGCGAGAACUCUACCCUUCGCGAGUGUUUCUCGCUUUUCAGUCGGAUGAGAAGGAGCUCGGGCGUGAUUCCCGAUAGGUACACAUUUUCUCCUUUAAUAAAGUCCUGCUCAAAUGCUCUAGCUUUGAGGGAGGGGUGGAUUGUCCACGGGGCCGCCGUGAGGUGUGGGGCCGUGGAGGAUGUCUUCGUGGGCUCCAGCCUGAUCGCUUUCUAUGGAAAGUGCGGGGAGAUCGAGUGCGCGCGUAGAGUGUUUGAUGGAUUACCCCUGAGGAACGAGUUUUCCUGGACGGCGUUAAUGGUGGGGUACAUUAAUUCUGGGGAUAUGUGUGCUGCGAGAUGCCUGUUUGAAGAAAUGCCCGUGAGGAGUGAGGCCACGUGGAAUGCGAUGAUCAAGGGUUUGGUCAAAUUGGGUGAUAUGAGCAGCGCUAGAAAACUGUUCGAUGAAAUGCCCGUGAGAAGUGAGGUCUCCUUCACGACUCUAAUUGACGGGUACGCCAAGGCAGGACACAUGGCGGCUGCUAGGUCCCUGUUCGACCAGCUGGCCCACAAAGAUCUGGUCUCGUGGUCCGCCUUGAUCUCAGGCUACGUGCAGAAUGGUGAGUCCGGCCAUGCCGUGAGGGCCUUCCGUGAGAUGUGCGCCACGGGCCUAAGGCCAGAUGAGUUUGUGAUGGUUGGCCUGAUGUCCGCUUGCUCUCAACUGGGCUCUUUGGAACUCGCAAGAUGGAUCGAAUCCUAUCUCAUGGAGCCGGGCGGGUCAUUCGACCUGACUCGAGCCCAUGUGGCGGCAGCCCUUGUCGAUAUGAACGCCAAAUGUGGGGACUUGGAGCGGGCAGCUCGGUUGUUCGAGGACAUGCCCAGACGAGACUUGGUCUCAUACUGCUCGAUGAUGCAAGGGUUGUGCAUUCAUGGGCGUGGGGCCCACGCGGUGCCGCUGUUUGACAGGAUGAUCCGUGAGGGCGUGAGGCCUGAUGACGUGGCGUUCACCGUGGUCCUGACUGCAUGCGGCAGUGCAGGCCUAGUAGACGAGGGGUGCCGUUAUUUCGAGAUGAUGGCCCGUGAUUACUCCAUGAGCCCGAAUGCUGAGCAUUACGCGUGUAUGGUUAGCCUUCUUGGUAAAUGCGGGAAAUUGAGGGAUGCAUUUGAACUUAUACGAUCGAUGCCCGUUGAAUCAAACGCGGAGGCUUGGGGAGCUCUGCUCGAGUCGUGUAGGUUGCACGGUGACGUUGACUUAGGGGAGGUAGUGGCGUGUAGGCUCUUUAAAAUGGAGCCACGGAAUGCAAGUAGUUACGUGCUUUUGUCUAAUAUUUAUGCUGAGGCUGAUAAGUGGAUUAGUGUAUCUCGUUUGAGGGACAGAAUGAAUGAGAAAGGUGUUAGGAAGAUACCCGGAUGCAGUUAUGUUGAGUCGACUUCUUCUGGUUAA